ACCAUGACAUCCUCAUAUCCCUACACACCUACAACGCUCCGGACGACCGUGAAACCGCGUCCAUGGGUACCAUUCAAGCCUCAUGAAGGGCCCGUCAAAGUCCCAUCCCUACCCUUCAAACCCAGGUCCAAUAAGUUGCUCGGCAUUUACGAUAUCAGCACGCAUAUCAUACCUGCAGUUAAUCCCAGAGUCACUCCAAACAUUCCAGUUCCCGUGCCACCUCCUCGCUCUUCGAAAAGGCCCGAGAGGGAUAUCAAGAAACUAGGGCUUGAACUCAUGGAACAACAGGCCCAACAAGGAGAGGACGGCUAUUCUGGGGUCACGGACGAAAGGCUGUUGUGGAAUUGUGUCAACCGAUAUGUGAAAAAGGACAGGGAGGACAAAGUCAGAACGAAGGGGAUCACUUUAUUCCUGGUGCACGCAACGGGUUUUCCGAAAGAAAUAUGGGAGACCACCCUAUGCUAUCUACUGGCUGCCUGCAGUGUCAUAGACGAGAUAUGGUCAUGGGAGUCCGUGCAACAUGGCGACUCUGCUUUGUUAAACCGACAGAGUCUCAGUGGUAGCUUUGACUGGACUGACAACGCGAGAGACAUCGCAAACUUUCUCGUUAACUAUAUGCCAGAAGAGAUAGAAACAUCUCUCCCCACUCACCUUCAGCAACUUCCUGCAUCCAUCGGUGAAUCACGUCAAAAGAGUGGCUUCUCCUCCCGGACCUUGGUCGUAGUAGGACACUCGUUUGGAGGUUGCUCAGUGACGUUAACUGCGUUGCAUUUCCCUGCCUUGUUCUCCUCGAUGAUCCUCGUCGACGCGAUGAUUGAUACUUACCAAGGAUUUGCGUGGGAACACACGCAGUACUUGGUCGGGGCUUCUUUCAUAAGGCGUGAUCAAUGGCCAUCACGAGAGGACGCUCUGCGUUCCUUUAAAUCUUCACCCAUAUUCUCCGCUUGGCAUUCUGACGUUCUUCAGCUCUAUGUUGACUUCGGACUGUGCGAGGAUGAUAGCGGAGGCGUUAGAUUGAAAACGCCACCCGUUCACGAGGCCCUUGUUCUUGCGAACCCACGAGCUAGCCGUGAAACCUGGGAAUUGAUGGAAACGCUCGACGAACAAAUUGAGCUACUAUGGAUUCUUCCCGGAAAACCAAGCCAGGAUUUAUCCGACAGGUCGAUGCUAGUGGAAGUGAGGAAGCAACGUGCUUGGCGCAGACCCGCAAAUUCAUCUAACACGAUCUUCAAAUCGUCUAGCCAUCUCGUCUGUAUCUCGUCUUCAAUUGUCUAUAUGACUAACGUAAUUGUGGCUUAGAUUCCUCAGGAGUUUCCAGAAGAGCUUGGUAUGUUGACAUAAAGGACUAAUCGUUUGCCAUCUAAGUGUUCACACAGCACGAGUCAUCGCCGACUUUCUGGACAGAAAAUACCUUAUUUCCUCAGGGAAAUCCAAGCUCUAGAAUCGUGUAUAAGAACGAGCCGGAAACUUUAGGAACCAUCACGGUACUUAA
Messenger RNA from Suillus discolor, 1492 nucleotides. RefSeq lists its product as uncharacterized. Bases 4 to 1299 code for a protein of 431 amino acids. The record is from RefSeq and is a predicted model, not a curated record. The transcript is spliced from 6 exons. NCBI's taxonomy places the organism in Eukaryota, Fungi, Basidiomycota, Agaricomycetes, Boletales, Suillaceae.